CCUUGGAAACGAAAACGUUUCGGAUAUUUCGACCAUUUCGAAACGAUAUUUUGAUCCUUGUCUCUCUCUGUGUCUCAUUUACAAAUGAUUAUUGUUUAUUUGCUCAUGCUACACAUGUUUAGAAGCAUAUUUGUAAAAGUAUGAAAUUUACAAUCGUGUUAAUUGAAGCCAUAAGAGAAGUGAUAAAAGAUGAGGGGAGUUGUCCAAAAGAAAAAUGAUUAGGACACUCACUAACAGGUCUUCUUUGUUGUUAAGUGUUUUUUAAGUAAAAGAUAUAUUACUUCUUGACAAAAUUGUCGUUUAGGCUUUGAAGACCUUCCACCAACGAAACUAUCUUGAGUUUGCCUUUUGGAUUUAAGAGACUAGUUAUAUUGGAUAAGAAGCAUUUAAUACUAAUAUAUUUAUUAUUUAACUAAAUGUAAUUAGAAAUGCAUAGAUUGAUGUAAAAAAAUACAUUGGAUAUAGAUUUAUGACAUAUCUAGAUUUAGUAGUGUUGGAUCUAAUGUAACUCUUAGUUUUGCAAUUUGUGGACAUAUUUCAAAUUUUGGUAGCACACUUACAUCCCAUUCUCACUAUGUUUACUGUUCUAAAUGAUGCAUUUUGGGCUUAUAAAUGUAUGGAUUUUCUUGUUAACAUUUUCAAAGAAUUGUGAAUAUUUUUUUAGAUUUUUUUUGGGCCUUCUAUGUGUACCAGCUUCCAAGUAGACGGCCAAUACAGCAACCUUGACCACCAUGCUCUUAUUCCUUGCAUAUGCCUAGUUGCAUUAUUGUGAACAUGUUGAAAAGAAGAAUUAAAUUCUAGCAACAUCAAUUCCUGCUCAAACUACUCUGAUCUCUCAUCUACGCAAAGUAAAUUAAAUAUAAGAAGGGAAAAGACAAUAAUGACCCUAGAUAAGGAGGAUUGCUGUAUCAUGAAUAAUGCUUUGUUAAAUCUAUUUCUUGGUGCUCUAUAACAGUUAGGAGGUUCUUACGAAUAUGGGGUUCUUUUCCUGAUAUUGACAUGUUAUUGGGCGGUCAUCCUACUGACACGCCAAAAAAAAUCUUUGGCUUAUCAUUGUGUUUAUCAAGAUUAAAAGAAAUUCAGCAAAAGAUGAAAAUUAUUACACUAUCUGUUUUAUAUAAAGACUAUGUGGAGUAUAACCUACUGUCUUUUACUUCUCUCUCUCUCUCUCUCAUGUGAAUGUGUAUAAAACUUUUGACAAUAACUUACAGUGUCAAACCUUCCUAACAUGUAAUUUUGGAAUGUUAACUCUGUUACUUUCCUUGCUAUGUAGUCUCUUCAGUUAUUUUCAUGUAUAAAAUAGCUUUCGGGGUUAAUCAUGGGGAUAAAAGGAUUUAGAGUUAAGCUGACACGAGUAAAUCACCUACUCUCUAGGUGGAGAAACCACAUUGGAAUCCCAUAUAAGACGGGGACUUAUUAUUACGCAUCAACUGAUACUUGUGUGUUAACCUGAGAACCUUUAUGAUUGAUUGAAAGCUUAAGUUUGCUUUUUAUUAGGUAUUUUUUUAUAAGAACUUGUUAUUAGGAAUUCAAUUCAUUAUAACAAAACCUUGUCCCUACUUAUUGGGGUCAACUGCAUGAUAGCUUUUAUUAAGUGGAGUAAUUGUGGGAUGCGGUCAGUUGAUUAUUAUUGUUCAUGAUUCUCAAAUGAUGGUUAACUUGUUUUCUCAUUUUGUUGCACAUUUUGGUCAGGAUUUCAAAAAAAGCUUGGUCAAGGAAGUUGAGAACAAAACUGUCGGUUUCCCUGUGACUAAUGAUGUGUUGCAAUCACGUCCGAACCCAAAUACGACUAGGGUUGGUGGUACUAUUGAAGUGAAGGAGAAUUUAAAUGACAUUGAUGAAGAUAAAAGACUAUGUGAGUUAAAAUUCGGGAGUUACUGCUUAUGGCGACAUGAACAUAGGGAAAAAAUGAAAGAUUCUGUGGUGAAGAAAAUGAAGGACCAUCUCUACGUGGCUCGAGCUUAUUAUCCUAGUAUUGCAAAGGUUCCAGUACUUGACAAGUUGUCACGUGAAUUGAAGCAAAACAUUCAAGAGUUUGAGCGUAUUCUAAGUGAAUCUACUACAGAUACAGAUCUUCCACCACAGAUUGGAAAGAAGCUCCACAAGAUGGAAGCUGUAAUAGACAGAGCAAAGUCAUUCCCUGUGGACUGUAAUAAUGUUGACAAGAAAUUAAGGCAAUUAGUCGAUCUGACAGAGGACGAAGCUAAUUUUCAUAUGAAGCAGAGUGCCUUCCUUUACCAGCUUGCCGUCCAAACCAUGCCAAAGAGUCUCCACUGUCUGUCAAUGCGACUGACUGUCGAGUAUUUUAGAUCUUCUUCACUUGAUUUGAAGCAGUCACUUACUGAAAAAAUUUUGAAUCCAAAAUUAUACCAUUAUGUCAUCUUCUCCAACAAUGUACUAGCAUCAUCUGUAGUAAUUAAUUCCACCGUAAUGCAUGCAGAGGAAAGUGGGGAUCUAGUUUUUCAUGUGCUGACAGACAGGCAGAAUUACUUUGCCAUGAAACUAUGGUUCUUCAGAAAUGUUUACAAGGAAGCCACAGUUCAAGUGUUGAACAUUGAAAAUCUUAACUUGAAGGAUCAUGAUAAGGAGACUCAGUUACAUCUGUCAUUGCCUGAAGAAUUUCGUGUUUCCUUUCGGAGGGUUGGGAAACCAUCUACAGCGCAAAGUAGAACGGAAUACAUAUCUGUUUUUUCUCAUUCGCACUAUCUCCUUCCUCAGAUAUUCCAGACUCUGAGGAAAGUUGUGGUGUUGGAUGAUGAUAUUAUUGUUCAACGAGACUUAUCAGCUCUGUGGAGCCUCAAUAUGGAUGGGAAAGUGAAUGGUGCUGUGCAAUUUUGCAAUGUGAGGUUGGGUCAUCUGAUUAAUUAUGUCGGUGGGAACAGUGCUGAUGGAAAUUCUUGUGCUUGGAUGUCUGGAUUGAAUGUUCUUGAUCUUGUCAGGUGGAGGGAACGAAAUGUUACUGAAACAUACCAACGAUUGGUGCAAGAGCUUAGCACAAAACAUGGAUUGAAUGAAGCUGUUACAUUGCGGGCAAGCUUCCUCACCUUUAAAGGCCUAGUUCAUGAUCUUAAUGAUAACUGGGUAUUGUCAGGACUGGGUCAUGACCAUGGUCUGGAUAUGGAAGCCAUUAAAAAAGCAGCAGCAUUGCAUUUUAAUGGUAACAUGAAACCGUGGCUUGAGCUAGGCAUUCCAGAAUAUAGAGGUUACUGGAAGAAGUUUCUGAACAGAGAAAUUCAGUUCUUGAGUGAUUGCAAUGUGAAUCCAUAGCGGUGAUAAUCCAGGUGUAUUGCUGAGAUUUCUUGGAAGUAUAAGCAAACUGUAGCUAUAUCUGAGCUAGAUUUCUGAGGGAGAUGAGCUGCAAUUGACAGCCAUAGUGAUUUGAUUGACAGUUUUCUAAUUUUUUGGAAAAUAAAAGGCAGAAAAUUUUAUCUACUUUUGGCAAAGGCAGAAGGAGACUGAUUAUGGUGGCUGCAGUUGCUAGACCUGGAAGACAUUUGAUGAGGACACUCGAGGAAGAGCUCAGUUCUCUCUGCCUUAUGGCUUGGUAUUGUACAAGAGGGAAGUGGUAGCAAUGAAUUUUUGUACAUGAGAAGGCCUUUCCUUGUUUCGAUGUGGGAGGAUCAAUGGCCAACCAUAAUACGUAUAUGAUCGUUCGGUGGAACACAAAUUGGUUGAUUCCUUUCAGUGUAAGGGGAUUUUGUUUUCGUAUUUUGGGAUUUCCUUUUUUUAUUUUUCCCCAUUUAAGCUUUGUAUUUGCCAAUGGAUGGAUUUAUCCUUAUAUCCUAUAGCAAUUUGAAUUUAGCUUUCCUUUUACUGAUGGGACUUGCAUAGAAUAAGCUACAUCUAGCCAAUGUGUUAUUCUCUCCUUGCAGUUUGAAUUGAAGCCAUUGGGA
Molecule: messenger RNA, 3893 nt
Organism: Ilex paraguariensis (yerba mate)
Lineage: Eukaryota; Viridiplantae; Streptophyta; Magnoliopsida; Aquifoliales; Aquifoliaceae
Source: the annotation of a GenBank genome assembly